GCCUGAUAAUGGAUAAAUUCUUAAUCAAAAUGCCUAUUAAGCAUAAAAACAACGAAACUCCAGAGCAAAAACCGAUAGUCAAAAAGGAGACCCCCAAGGCAGCUGCUAAACAGUCGAAUAAAAACACUCCUAUUCAGGCUAAAGAGAAGGAAAACGCUCAGAACGAUACGCCAAAGCAGGGCAGAGCGGGAAGAUCGGCAAAGCCAGCGGCCAAGCGAAAGAAUCUAGAUACACUCGAAGUGAAUACGGAAAAAAAUACCGCAGAGAGCGAGAAUCCGCCCAAGCGUCGCAGUGGCCGCUUGACUCGGAGCACACGAUCGAUGGCCGAGGAGGGAACACCCUCGCCGGAGAAGGUGAAGCCCGAAAAGCUGCCGUUUAUCAAGUACCGCGGAGCGAUCAAGUACUUCACAGAGAACCAGGACAUUGCCGCAUCCGCUGACGAUGUGAUGCAAUGGGUGGACAAACAGACCGAUGUGGAUGUGGUCCCCAUGGCAUUUGACAUGGAGUGGCCCUUCUCGUUCCAGACCGGACCUGGCAAAUCCUCAGUCAUUCAAAUCUGCGUGGACGAGAAGUGCUGCUACGUCUACCAGUUGACUAACCUGAAGAAACUGCCGGCGGCCCUGGUGGCUUUGAUCAAUCAUCCCAAAGUGCGCCUGCACGGCGUCAACAUAAAAGCGGACUUUCGGAAGUUGCAGCGCGACUUUCCCGAGGUGUCCGCCGAUGCACUUAUCGAAAAGUGCGUCGAUCUGGGCGUGUGGUGCAACGAGAUCUGCGAGACUGGCGGCCGCUGGAGUCUGGAGCGACUGGCCAACUUCAUAGCUAAGAAGGCCAUGGACAAGAGCAAGAAAGUGAGAAUGAGCAAGUGGCAUGUCAUUCCCCUCGACGAGAACCAACUGAUGUACGCCGCCAUUGAUGUCUAUAUUGGACAAGUCAUCUAUCGCGAUCUGGAGCAGCGCGAAAAGCAAAAACUGAUAAACGAAUUGCAGUUCAAGGAACAGAAUGGAGAGGCGGCAUUCAAAGCAGUCAAGGGUCUGGGGGAAACGUUUCUCUCGAAAAUCAAUGAAAUAACAUUGUGAUGGGAUCAACUUAAUCUACCUAUAUCUAUAACGUAGGACUCAUAUUUUAUUAUCGAAUUUCAUUGACUGUCCUUGUUAUUUAGACUAUUUGUAUCAAAUUUAUUUAUUCCCCUAGAGGUUUUUAAUCAUUUUCUCAAACUGCAAUCAAUUUUUAAUAUAGGAACAGAUUAUAGAUUAA
Drosophila persimilis is the source of this 1254-nucleotide messenger RNA. It is a transcript of the gene WRNexo, whose product is annotated as Werner Syndrome-like exonuclease. The transcript is spliced from 7 exons. The record is from RefSeq and is a predicted model, not a curated record. Gene Ontology annotation, molecular function: 3'-5' exonuclease activity; nucleic acid binding. Gene Ontology annotation, biological process: nucleobase-containing compound metabolic process. Bases 9 to 1076 code for a protein of 355 amino acids. NCBI's taxonomy places the organism in Eukaryota, Metazoa, Arthropoda, Insecta, Diptera, Drosophilidae.